Messenger RNA from Polyodon spathula (Mississippi paddlefish), 1661 nucleotides. Its product is annotated as serine/arginine-rich splicing factor 3-like. Gene Ontology annotation, biological process: mRNA splicing, via spliceosome. The transcript is spliced from 7 exons. Gene Ontology annotation, cellular component: nuclear speck. The record is from RefSeq and is a predicted model, not a curated record. Lineage: Eukaryota; Metazoa; Chordata; Actinopteri; Acipenseriformes; Polyodontidae. Gene Ontology annotation, molecular function: RNA binding. The coding region runs from base 154 to 720 and encodes 188 amino acids.
UCCCGGCGUGUAUAAGUGGUCGUUUCCAGGCGCCAUUUCGUGUUCCUAGAGAGUGGAGAAGGAAGGGUUGCAUUCACAGUUAAUACGCACAAGCGGAACAGCUCGUUUUUCUCCUACACGUUUGUGGAGUAGCAAUUUUUGUUUAGAGAAUUGAUGCCAAGUGAAAUGGGAGAUCCAGCCAUGCAUAGAGACUCUUGUCCCUUGGACUGCAAGGUCUAUGUUGGUAACCUGGGUAACAAUGGUAAUAAAACAGAGCUGGAGCGCUCCUUUGGGUAUUACGGCCCUCUGCGCAGCGUGUGGGUGGCCAGAAACCCACCCGGCUUUGCUUUUGUGGAGUUUGAAGAUCCCCGUGAUGCGGCUGUUGCCGUUAGAGAGUGGAUGGAGGAAGAUCCCCGUGAUGCUGCUGAUGCCGUUAGAGAGCUGGAUGGAAGGACCCUGUGCGGAUGCAGGGUAAGGGUAGAGCUCUCUAAUGGGGAGAAGCGUACCCGCAACAGGGGACCGCCCCCGUCUUGGAGCAGACGUCCACGCGAUGACAAUCGGAGGAGGAGCCCGCCAGCGCGACGCAGAUCGCCUCGCAGGAGAAGCUUCAGCCGAAGCCGUAGCAGGUCUCUUUCCAGAGAUAGGAGGAGGGAGAGAUCCUUGUCCAGAGAAAGGAACCAUAAACCAUCACGCUCCUUUUCUAGAUCUCGCAGCCGUUCCAGGUCCAAUGAAAGGAAGUAGAGGAAGGAGUCAUGUCGACUUGUGUACAAAUCGUCACCCCUUAUUGAAAAUGUUUCACUUGUUAAUGACUUUAUGCUCUAGCUGGAGUUUUGCUGUUUUUUUUUUUUUUUAAUACAUGUUUUAGCUGUUUAAUUUGUUGUGAAACACAGGGUAACCAAGGACUUAAGUGGGAAGUCUGUAUAUAAAUGCUUUGUGAAGAUUUGAGAGUUGCUGUAACAUAAGCAGGAAAUGCUGUUAAUGAUAGGAAAAUUGACAUUCUGUGUUCAGACAACAUUUUAUAUCUUGCACAAAAUUAAAUGUUUUUCCAAAGCUACCAUGUUUGUAGAAGUUCUGUCCACAUUCUCCAUUCCAAGGAUUUAAAAAAAAAAAAAAAAAAAAUUCAAAGCUGUGGAGUGCUUAUCUGCGAGGACAGUAUGAAUGGAAAGCUACUUUUACUAUAGCAGGGUAAAAGCCACAGGGUGUUAAUAAACACUGUUGCUUUUCUGGUCUGGUAGAAUAGUUUUGGAUUUGAUCUGUACAGGGCCGUGUAGGUUUUAAAUUAUGCUUUGUAUCUGAAUCUUUGGAUGUGCAGCAGUUGGGGAUUUGAAGAUGUGUGUGAAGUUAAUCCUGGAGUGGAGUGUUGUAAUGAAAAAUGAACAGGAAUAGAAACGGAUGCCCUGACCACCAGAAAUGAAUUCCUAGCAAAUACUCUUAACUUGUAUUUUGUUUUUGUGGGGUUUUUUUUUUAAUGUGAAAUCAUUGCCGCUGUAGUGUUUAAAACUGUAACCUGACCUUCAAGCACCUUUAUUACAUGUCUUUUGCCUGUUAGGGUGACAGAUUUUGCUUCUAGAGCAGAGUAAUGAAGGUGAAAAUCUGCUUUGUAACUAUUCAGCCUUUUUGUUUGCUGUUUGUACUAUUUGUAAUGUUCUUUCAAUUAAACUUUGGUUACCGAAAGCUGUCUA